Papilio xuthus (Asian swallowtail) is the source of this 3229-nucleotide messenger RNA. It is a transcript of the gene Zip71B, whose product is annotated as Zinc/iron regulated transporter-related protein 71B. Lineage: Eukaryota; Metazoa; Arthropoda; Insecta; Lepidoptera; Papilionidae. Gene Ontology annotation, molecular function: monoatomic cation:bicarbonate symporter activity; zinc ion transmembrane transporter activity. Gene Ontology annotation, biological process: intracellular monoatomic cation homeostasis; zinc ion import across plasma membrane. The coding region runs from base 371 to 1798 and encodes 475 amino acids. Gene Ontology annotation, cellular component: plasma membrane. The record is from RefSeq and is a predicted model, not a curated record. The transcript has 5 exons.
GCAUUUGGGAGAUGUUGAUGCCAGCGUCAAUGACUCAUUACUCGCCAGACAACCAGUCAGCGAGUUAAUGCCACCUUUUUAUCAAUAACGGUGUUCGAGCCGGCCUCGGAUACAUCAGCCGGCGGCCGGUGAAAGUCUCAGACGCACGCCGAGCUUCGAUCGAUGAAGACGUCGGCGCGGGCGCAGUGAUUCGUGAUCUAAUGGUGAUAAUGGUGUGAGGGGGAACAAACAAACAAACACGGUGCGCGUAAACAACGCGGCGUGAUAGCUCAACGCUCGGCUGAUAUUGGGUGGUGCGCACUCCUACUUUAGCUAGACACUAGCUCAUUCGCUACUGCCAGUCACCAGUUGCCAGUCGCCAUUUGGCACCAUGCUGACGGCAAGCGCCCUCGUAGUGCUGUCUUCGCUGGCCCUUGCGGCGCCGGACUUGCAGGCCAUCGCGCCUCUACCAGAUGUCAACAACACGCUGCCCGCCGAGCAAUAUUUCAUUGACAAGAUCUUCGAUAAAUAUGGAUAUAAAGGUGUUAUCACAUUCGAGGGUUUCGAACAUUUGCUGGACAGCCUUGGUCUCGGCGGGCGGGUGUUCACAUCACCACAUGAUCUGGCCAUCCACCGUGUGAACGGCACCUUCCGACAGCUGCACGAUACACAACACAGGCACAAACGAUCGCCUGCUAUUGCGGAACCGAUUUUAAAGAAAUCAUGCCUGUCGCCAAAGGAAAUACUCGAAGUUUACGGAAUGGAGAACGAGCCAGGUGUCAUCACUAUCAACCCGAAGACAUUCCUCGAAAUGUGUCCAGCCCUGGUGUACCAGCUCGACCAACGCUCCUGCUACAAGACUGAGGCCCCGCCGCCCAAACAAGAAAGAUAUUUGACAUGGAUAUACGCAAGCUUAAGCAUCUUAGUGAUCAGCGCAACCGGUCUCUUUGGAGUCGCAAUAGUACCUUUAUUAAAAUCAGCGAUAUUCAGUCACGUUUUACACUUUCUAAUCGCGGUAGCUGUGGGAACUUUAUGUGGUGAUGCUUUGCUACACUUGCUGCCUCAUGCCCUCAAGUCUCACGGGCCGACCUCCGAGCCUCAAGAAGAAACUGAAGUCAUACUCAAAUGCAGCGUCACCUUUUUAACAAUACUGUUUUUCUAUUCGGUUGAAGCUAUCAUGCAAACGCUUAAUGGUGGGCACGCGCAUUCGCAUGAUGCCCCCCAAGGGAAGGCUGUCGAAGAAGUUAAGGUGGAUUCUGGCAAACAGACGGAACCGAUCGAGCUCGGGGCUAUGAUGCCUGGGUCACCUCCACCGCCGGUAGAGAGGCCCAUGACGUCAACAGCCCUCAUGGUGAUCGUCGGCGAUGGUCUGCACAACUUGACUGACGGUCUCGCGAUAGGCGCCGCCUUUAGUGGAGAUCCAGUGACAGGUUUUGCAACGGCCCUUGCGGUGUUUUGCCAUGAAUUGCCGCACGAAUUAGGAGAUUUCGCAGUUCUGUUGCGUUCGGGCAUGAGUAUUAGACGCGCUCUUUAUUAUAAUCUUUUGUCUUCGGUGUUGAGUUUUAUGGGAAUGGCUGGCGGCAUCUGGCUAGCGGAAGACCACGAAUCAGCAUCGCAAUGGAUAUACGCGGCUACAGCGGGAACAUUCUUCUAUAUAGCCCUUGCCGACUUAGUUCCUGAAAUUAACGAAAACAAUCAUGGAAAAGCUUUAAACUUAUUCUUUGCGGUACUCGGCAUACUCACCGGAGGUAUUAUUAUGCUCAUGAUAGCUCUGCACGAAGAUUCCAUACAGUAUCUAUUUAGAAGUUCGGAACAAUGAACAAAAUAACAAGUAAAGUACAUUCGUAUUGUGAUAUUUCUAUUAAGGUACCUACUCAUGGUUGUUCAAUUUGUAUAUUGUUAGUUCAAAUAUAGUUAAGUUCCGAAUAUUAUUCAAUAAGUUAGGUUAUGUUUUGAUUUUAAUUGGUGAUACAAAGUAGACACAGGGCAUUAAAUUUCGCGACUAUCCAACUGGAAACUGAAAAAAAAGCAAGAUCUUUUGAAUACAUUAUUUUAUCAUUGUUCCAAACUUACUACUUAUUCUGAAAUCAAAUAAAUAUUAUUAAUAAAAAAAAUUAUAAUAAUUUAAUGAAAGAUAAAGCUUACGUUGCAUUAGAUGAGUGAAUCAUUAGUUGUAUAAUCAUUAUUGCAAUAAGAAAUUGCAUAAUUUAUAUGAGAAACACAUUCCAUAUAUUAUAUUAUUAAAUUAUAUUUAAUAAUAUUAAUAUUCCAACGAUAUUUUUAAACAUUUAUAUGAACGUUAUUACUGUAGUAAUAAGUCUCCUGGUAGUUUAUAAGGUACUUUAUUAAGUGAUACAAUUCUCGCUAAUGAUAAAUUUCAUUACAAUCAAUGGAAUACAUCGUUUUCCUAUUUUUUUUAUAAUAUACUAGAAGGUGUCCACACUGUCCAUAGACAUCCGAAAGUGCGCGUGCGUUGCCUACGUUUAAUCGACGGAAAAGGGGAUGCACAGAAAGAUAAUAAUACACCUUCUUAUGUCCACUCCGUCAUAAAAUCUACUUUUCCUUUGAAAAGGUUGGGAAGGGAAAGGGGACUAAAAUUAAGCCUACGGCACACACCCGCUUCAGACGAAACGCCGUAUUGCUUUCACUUGAUGCCUAUCUUUUGUUUGAUCGUGGUAGUAUACCGGGCGAGGUGGCCAAUUCGUGCAAUUCAUAUUGUUGUGGCGUCUACCACAGAUUAAAUCUUUGUGAGUUAUCUUACUAUUAUUUGUUUUGUUCUAAAGAAAAACUCGCAAUAAACUUCGAAUUAAUAAUUGUUAAAAGUGUCUUAAGAUAGAAAAUUAGAAAUAGGAUGCAUAUCUGCGUAGUGAUGGUUGAAAAAUAUUUUAGAUUAUGAACAUAUUCAUUUAUUUGUAUUGAAACAUUUUGUUUUUAACUUUAUGAUACAGCUCAGAGAAUAGCGAAACAGUUAAAGGUAAACCGCAGGAUUAAAAAUCAAUAUUAUUCUGUAUACAAAGUGUUAUGUUUUGAUAUGUUCAAGUAUUUAAUUCUGUAUUUGUACCUUUUUCAAUGUAUUUUCUUUCAAAAUAGCUUACUCUCCGCGGUAUUUGACCUAGUCAAUUUUUUCCAUUUGCAUAUCUUGCGAUAUCUUACUACCUACAUUAUACUUUUCAGUAUAUUUGUUUAACCACAACAUUUAUUGUAAAUAAUUAUUUUAUAUUUUUUUAAUUUCUUAUAUUUUGUAUUUAUA